UAUCUUGUUUGGCUACCGAGAAAAACCCAGUGAACGAAGAGAAAAUCCCAUUUCCAUGGAGAGAUUGCAGCGGAUCUUCGGCGCCGGGAGCGGUCUGGGCCACCCUCCACCUGAUUCUCCGACACUCGACACGUCGGAGCAGGUCUACAUCUCUUCUCUCGCCCUCCUCAAGAUGCUUAAGCAUGGAAGAGCUGGGGUUCCUAUGGAGGUUAUGGGGUUGAUGCUUGGAGAGUUUGUGGACGAGUAUACUGUUCGAGUUGUUGAUGUAUUUGCCAUGCCUCAGAGUGGUACUGGUGUUAGUGUUGAAGCUGUUGAUCAUGUUUUCCAGACUAAUAUGCUUGACAUGCUCAAACAGACUGGAAGACCUGAGAUGGUGGUCGGUUGGUAUCAUUCCCACCCUGGAUUUGGCUGCUGGCUUUCUGGUGUUGACAUAAAUACACAACAGAGUUUUGAAGCUUUGAAUCAACGAGCUGUAGCAGUGGUGGUAGAUCCAAUCCAGAGUGUCAAAGGGAAGGUUGUGAUCGAUGCAUUCCGUCUGAUAAAUCCUCAAACCAUGAUGCUUGGCCAAGAACCCCGACAAACAACAUCAAACCUUGGCCACCUGAAUAAACCGUCAAUCCAGGCUUUGAUUCAUGGGUUGAACAGACAUUACUACUCCAUAGCCAUAAACUAUAGGAAGAACGAGCUCGAGGAGAAGAUGCUGCUUAACCUCCACAAGAAGAAAUGGACAGAUGGUCUGACACUAAGACGGUUUGACACCCACUCCAAAACAAAUGAACAGACCGUUCAGGAGAUGUUGAACUUAGCCAUCAAAUACAACAAGGCCGUACAAGAGGAAGACGAAUUGCCACCGGAGAAACUGGCGAUUGCAAACGUUGGAAGGCAAGAUGCGAAGAAGCACCUUGAAGAGCAUGUCUCCAACUUGAUGUCUUCCAACAUCGUCCAGACACUUGGAACUAUGCUGGACACUGUCGUUUUCUAGACCCAGCUCUUCUCAUGGCUUUUGUCGAUGGAUUAACAAUAACCUCAGCUUGUUGUUAUCCCUCUUCCAAGGGGGAAGAAGAGAAGGAUGAUGAACACUUGUCUCUCCCUUGAGAUGUUAUUGUUUGUGUUUUCUGCAUCAUGUUGGAUAAUCUCUCUUAUAUGUAAGAUCAUGCCAAGGUUAAAGAAUCUGAUAUGAGACCAAUAUCAAGUAAGAUUGCAGAUAUUUGACACUUUAUGAUGGUAGUUUGAUA
Molecule: messenger RNA, 1235 nt
Organism: Tarenaya hassleriana
Lineage: Eukaryota; Viridiplantae; Streptophyta; Magnoliopsida; Brassicales; Cleomaceae
Product: 26S proteasome non-ATPase regulatory subunit 14 homolog
Exons: 6
Coding region: 56-982 (308 amino acids)
Biological process (GO): protein deubiquitination; proteasome-mediated ubiquitin-dependent protein catabolic process
Cellular component (GO): proteasome regulatory particle, lid subcomplex
Molecular function (GO): proteasome binding; protein binding; metallopeptidase activity
Source: RefSeq, a predicted model, not a curated record